Molecule: messenger RNA, 2299 nt
Organism: Hyla sarda
Lineage: Eukaryota; Metazoa; Chordata; Amphibia; Anura; Hylidae
Product: mucin-3B-like
Exons: 11
Coding region: 856-1698 (280 amino acids)
Source: RefSeq, a predicted model, not a curated record
AGAAGGCAGACAGUAGAGGCAGCAGUGAGCGUCCUGUCUGUACAGUAUAUAGUACAGACUCUGUAGCCUACGGUCACUGUGUCAGCUGUCAUUCUCAGGACCUGUGUAUGCUGCUGUAGCUGAGGUGCACAGGUCCUGAGUUCUGAUAGGCUGACACAGUGGCUGAUCUGUAUGUGUGUCUCGACUCCUGUCCUCCAGCCACUGCAGGGGGAUGCAGCGGGACCGGGCCCUCUUGGGAGCUUGGGCCCCUUACUGGAGUACUGGCUGUACCCCCCUGAUGGCAGUCCUGAUCACCACCACCACAGCUUUCCCACCUCUCCUAUGCUGUUGAGGCAGCAGAACUCACUCUGCACGGGCUGGAGUAAGGCCCGAUCCAGCUACCAUUGGCAGUCUUCUUCCGGGCAUCUGAAGUCAGAGCCCAUUGCGAUCUGAACUCCCACCCAUUACAUAUUUUUUUUACUAUAACCUCUCCCAUGGGAGGGAGAUAGAGUUGGCUGAAUUCCCAGAUAAAGUGCACACAGGAACAGGAAGUCUGUUCCAGUAUAUACACCACACAGGAAGUUGGGUGGAUGAAGACAACAGAACCAAUGAAUUGCAUUAAAAGUAUAAGGAAAGAAUGAACGACCACAGGAAGCAAAAUGUCAGAACGGAGGCUCAUUUGAUGGGAACAAAUGUAUUUGCGCACAAUUUUUCUACGGACCUUUGUGUGAAUUUAUCAUUGAGCGAUAUCCCCCUGUCAAAGUGAUCGAGACGUCUGUGGAAGCUGAAGUUAAAUUCGACAAAGUAUAUACAGAAGGUCUAAAUAACACCAAUUCUCCAGAUUAUUCUGACUUUGUAAAGGAGUUUAAAGCAAAGAUGGAUUCCGUCUAUAAAAAUAUCCCAGGCUAUAAGGGAGUGGAAAUACUGUCAAUUAGUCACUGUAUAAUGACUUACCAUUUUCAUAGACCUGGCAGCAUUAUUGUAGACCAUAAAGUAAUUGCGGCAGUGGAAAUUAAGAAAGAUGUAAAUGUCACGGAGGAAUGUGAGAAGAUCUUCAAAGAUGUUGGGAUGAGUCUAGAAGAGAAUAAAGACAACUGCACCGGCAAUCUGUGCAUUUCGGAGGUUCUUCAGCUCAAGCCAGAACCAGCGGUCACUUUAGUUGAUUUUUGUAGCAAAACAUUACCGGCAGGGUUCAGUGCUUUCUAUACUCCUCUGAUAACCUCAGAAGGUCUGACUUGUGUGUCCUACUGUGACCAAGAGUCCCCAAAAUAUGUGAAUUGUAACAAUGGUAUUUGUAACAUCAAGAAAGAUCAAGGACCACUUUGCUUAUGCCCAGAUAUCGAUCAGUACAUAUACACAUCUUCAGACUGUGCAGGAAGACUAUCAAAGUCAGGUGUCUAUGGAGGAAUUGGCGCGGCCAUUGUUCUUUUGGCUAUAAUGACCAUCGCUGUAAGUGUUUUCCUGUUCAGAGAACGUAAGAAGAGAAAAGCUGGAGAUCAGUAUGAUGAAAGCACAUUUAUUAGAGAAGAUGAGGAAAACAUCCAAUAUGGCUUCUCCAAUCCACCAAUCUAUUCGGAUGAAGAAGAAUAUCAUCAAUGUGUCAUUUCCCAAAACAUCGACUUUAACCCAUCUCUGGAAAAAGUAGACAUGUCAUUGAAGGUAAAAAUUAAGAGACCAGACAUUAUUUAUACAUCAAGUGGGUCACAUGUCACAUCUUAGGACAUCUAAUGUGCUGAAUGGGUGUGAAGGUUAUUAUGUGAAAUGUGAGAAGACCCCCCCCCCCCCCACAGUCUGGAUGAGGAAUAAGGAUGAGGUCGUUCUUGGACAACAACUUUGGUGAAAGUGUAUAAUACAGAACCAUAUAUACAAUAUUACUCUUGACACCAAUGGCCCAGUUCCAAGGAUGGAUUGUCCUACAUUUGGACCCUACAGCGUUUUCCGUUUCCUACAUGACCAACCAGCAGAAGACAACCUCAUCAGAAGUCAAUCACUAUUUAUAGGGGUUCAUUCUGGGGGCUGCAGAGUUCACCGUGGAUUUACUACCUUGUGGGCCCAUAGUAGUCCUGUCCAAUAUUGUUCACUUCUGCUGUUUUGGAUUGUUGGCUGUAUCAAUAAUUUUAUCUCUGAAUGGCAGGUAUCCAUAGUAUAAGCACAUUAUGAUAUUGUUGUAUAUUGUACUAUAUAUUUAUAUACUCAAAACUGUGAACCCCCAGAUGUUGCCUCUGGCUAUCUGGUCAUGCUGGGAGUUCCACAGUGUGGAGACCACUGCUCUAUAUUGUCACUAUUGUAAAUAAAUUAUUUGUUGUUCAUAUGGUUUUAU